UACGUUCUUUGCCAAAACUAAUGACAGAAUGUUUUUUUUUUUUAAUUUACUUAUUCCAUUGUGACUAGUUCAGAUAAUUUUAUUGCUCCUAAUGUAACCUAUUAUUGUUUGAAGAACAAGAAUGAAUAAGAAUUUGUUGUAUUUGUAAAUCCAAUAAAGCUAUGGAAUUUCGAGUUUUAGAACUAUUUAGUGGCAUUGGCGGUAUGCACUAUGCAUUUAAUGCCUCUUCGAUAACUGGUACUAUAGUCGCCGCUAUGGAUAUUAACACGCAUGCAAAUGCAGUGUACGCCCACAAUUAUCCAAACACUCAAGUCUGUAAUAACAAUAUACAAAGUCUGACUCCCCGCAAAAUAGAUCAAAUGAAUGUGAAUAUGAUUCUAAUGUCGCCUCCAUGCCAGCCACAUACUCGAGUUGGUAAUCGUUUAGAUAUAGCUGACAACCGUUCAGAUGCUUUGCAGCAUAUCUGUGAUAUAUUACCACAAUGCCAAGGCAUACACUACAUACUAAUGGAAAAUGUUAAAGGUUUCGAAGUUUCAGAAGCACAUAACCAGUAUAUUGAAGCCCUGCAGGCAGCAGGAUACCAGUGGAGAGAGUUCAUACUCAGCCCAACACAGUUUGGUAUACCGAAUUCUAGACACCGUUAUUAUUGCUUGGCACGGAAAAAAGAUUUCAAUUUUCCUGGUGAACAGAUUUUGUUAGAGUUACCUCAAGAUUGUGAUGUCCCACCUAUACUUUUCAACGAAAUAAAAAUUCAUGACAUUUUAGAACCAGAUGAUAUGAUUGGUGAAAACUACUCCUUGCCGGAGAAAAUAUUGAGCAAACGUGUAUGGUUAAUGGACAUCGUUACACCGGAAGCAAAGAAGACAAUGUGUUUCACAAAGGCAUAUACGCACUACAGUGAGGGAACAGGUUCAAUUUAUACUUCUUUAGCAAAAGAAGAAGUAGAUCUAAUUUUUACGAAAGUAAAGGAAAUGGAAGUUAGUGAGGGAUCGCAAGAUUUAAGUCUAGAGCUACUUAAAAGUUUAAAAUUACGUUAUUUUACUCCACGUGAAGUUUCAAGAUUAAUGAGUUUUCCAGACACAUUUUCGUUUCCGCCUGAAACAACAAACCGUCAGAAAUAUCGUCUUCUAGGAAAUAGCAUAAAUGUACGUGUUGUAAGCCUUUUAAUAAAAAUAUUAUGUUCUUGAGAAGAUUAAUUGAUUUUUCUUUUUGCUGUCUUCCCUUUAUUUUUCUCUUAACAAUAAAUAAAAAAUACAAAUAAAAGCUUACGACCAUUUGUUCCAUAUUAUAACUGAAGAAUUAAUUUAAUUUUCUGGAAAAA
Molecule: messenger RNA, 1321 nt
Organism: Ceratitis capitata (Mediterranean fruit fly)
Lineage: Eukaryota; Metazoa; Arthropoda; Insecta; Diptera; Tephritidae
Gene: Mt2
Product: tRNA (cytosine-5-)-methyltransferase
Exons: 2
Coding region: 162-1187 (341 amino acids)
Molecular function (GO): methyltransferase activity
Source: RefSeq, a predicted model, not a curated record